UUCUACCUGCCUCCAUGUCAUUGGCAGUGCCCCCAGAUCCAACUGCCACCAUGUUGCUGGAAGCACGAGACCUCGCCCCAGCACCAGACCUGGCCCCAGAUCCAGCUCCAGACUUAGCCUCAGAACUAGCCCCAGAGCUAGCCACUGAACUAACCCCAGAUUCAGCUCAAGCCCCAGAGCUAGCAUCAGAUCCAGCCCCUGCCACUGCUCCUCCAGUCCCAGUCAUGAACCCGGGGUGUAAGAUCAUGACCUUCCGGCCCACCAUGGAGGAAUUCAAGGACUUUGCCAAAUACAUUGCCUACAUGGAGACUCAAGGAGCACACCGUGCAGGCCUGGCAAAGGUACAUACAUGUACACACUUUUCAUAUAAAUGGUUUUCUGACCUACUAGAACUGACCUACUCUGAAAAAGUCGUCCUAUUGUGUAUAUUUUGCAGUAUAACAAUACAACAGUUCACAUUGAAAAUCUCCUGGGUGCUCUAGAUUCUGACAGUUUAGUUUGAAUUCAGCCAUUCAAUGUUACUGUAUUGUUACUGUAGCGCCACCUACUUUGGCCACAUGUUUCUCUCCCUCUCUCUCUCUCUCUCUCUCUCUCUCUCUCUCUACCUCUACCUCCUCCCCUCUCUUGCUCUGUCCCCUCUUUUGCUCUGUCACUUUCACUCUCAUCUCCUCUCACAUCCUCACUCACUUUCUCACCGUCCCUCCCUCCCUUCUUGAAGGUGAUUCCUCCAAACGGCUGGAAGCCGCGGCAGUCGUAUGACACCAUCGAGGAGAUGGUGAUCCCGGCUCCCAUCAUGCAGGUGGUGACGGGCCAGUCGGGCCUCUUCACCCAGUACAACAUCCAGAAGAAGUCCAUGACCGUCGGGGAGUACCGUCAACUGGCCAACAGCAGAACGUAGGGCCUCACCUAGCUACCAGCCAUUCUACACCCAAUGAGACACAGUCAAAAUAAUGCAGAAGAGAUAAGGGCUGGGUGGUAUACUGUCUUUUACUAUAUACCGAUAUUGAUGCACUGAUCGGUUUGGGUUUUUACUUUACCUUCUAUAACAGUAUUUCAGUGUUAGGUUUGUUAAUUUUACCUUUAUUUAACUAGGCAAGUCAGUUAAGAACAAAUUCUUAUUUACAAUGACGGCCUACAUUAAUAAUAAUAAUAAUACAUUUAAUUUGUAUUGCGCUUUUUAUUACAGUUCUCAAAACUCUACUGAUGAUUUCUUUUUAUAUAUACAAUAGAAACAACAUACAUUUAGAAUCAAGGCAGUUAAAAUAGCAAUAGUGUUAAAUGUGAUACGUAACUCCGGCGCGUGUAAUGUCUGUUUUUGUAGUUUACUCCGUUUGCUUCUUUCAAGUUGUCUCUCUCCCUCUUCCUGCAUGCUGCUUCCCACAACAAGCACUGCCUCUCAAGGAAAGCAGUUGUUGGUGUUGCUCGACCACGGAGUCACAAGCACUUCACUUGUCAUUCACUCUGCAGUCUGCAUGGUCAGACACAAUAAGAGGUUGUUGACAAUGAUGCUGCUUUCAAAGCGUUUUAUAAUAACACUAUUAGUUUGUAUCUUACUGUCUGCAAACAGCUAGUUUGUAUUUUUUUAGCAAGUUGUGGCAAAAAAUAAAUGUUAGAUGGUAAUGCUAAUCGCUAGUUAGCUGAAUAGCUAGCUAGCUAAAUGUAAUCAGUUAGAGCAAACCUAGCUAGAUAAUACAGCCUGAUACCAGUGCUGGUGUAGGUCUAGAUCAACAUGUUGUUUGUGCAACAGUAUCUUCUAAAUCAGAGAGGAAUAGGUGAAGCAUGAAUAUGUUAGUUAGCUAGCUAUCAAUGCUAGCUAUCUACAUGAUUAAGUUAAAUGUAACAUCGUAUAGGGUCCCCUGGGAAACGCUGACCAACACUUUGGUUCCUAACCUGUCACAAUAAUUCCUAUUUAUUUGUUGUCAUGUCAAACAACAAUGUAUUCAAAGUGUUGCCCACUAUAUACCAACUAUUGAAUUACAAGAAUCAUUAUAUUUCCAUGAUUCGAACAGUACCCCAAUAAACAAGGCCUAGAUUGUUUGCCCAUAUCAUGCAGCCCUACGUGCCACAGUGUGGAAAUGAUAACAAAAGUGCAGGAAAUGCAGAAAUUGAUGAAAAUGCUUAAAACAAAUGUUGAUUGAAGUUGGAUUGAACAGUAUUAAGCAAUCAGAAUGGAGAAAGCCCACUUUGAAAUCAUUAAUUCAUGUGUUGCCACCCUAGAGUCAUUUAAAAAAAAUUGGCACGGGGCAAAUUUCAGGUCUGCUGAGCGCAAACUUAAUAGUAUGCCAUUUAGCAGACGCUUUUAUCCAAAGCGACUUACAGUCAUGCGUGCAUACAUCUUUUUUUGUAUGGGUGAUUCCGGGUAUCGAACCCACUACGUUGGCGUUACAAGCGCUGUGCUCUACCAGCUGAGCUACAGAGGACCACGACUUUCACAACUUGUAUGUUGUGAAAAGUCUGUGCAACUUCCGGCGCUGUGAACAUUGAGGCUGUACCCGCUUUAAGUUACAGUUUUAACAGUGGCCGAGUAGGCUACUGUGUCUAUUUGAUCAUAAUGUAGGUCUACCACAGUGGCCUACCAUCAAACAAUGGACAAAAAUGCAUCCCAUAACAUUUUUAACAUAGAAAUAGCUGUUCUAUCAUUCAGUCUACAGUGGCAGCCUAUGUGUGGUGUUCAACGUAGGCCUAUAUUCCAUGAGACUUUUGAAAAAAGACAUGCAGGGCUUGACAUUAACCAGUUUAUCCACUUCAGACAAGGUGCCUGAAAAUGUUGUCUUUGCAAAAUAAAUGUCAUUAUUAUUCCCAUACCAUUAUUACAGAGAAUCAGAGAAAUUAUGCUACGCUCUGCCUAUUGUUCAAGUCCGUCUCAAAAUACAACACUGCCCCUUUAAGACAGCUCUUUACCUGACUUGCUUUUCAAAGAUGGCUAGAAAUGCAUACAUUUUGAGCUCUUGUAGGAAGCAACCACUCCCCGGGCAUUGUUGACUAGAAAUUAGCUAUAACUGGGCUAAUAACUCACUAACUAGCAAAGAAUAUGAACAAAUGUGCACACGUGGCUACAUGCAGCUCUACCUUUGAUCUCAAAACAAGCGUAUCUACUCGUGACACACUCACGACCACUCAUACUGUAGCCUAAACAGUCCAGACGGGCCUGAGUCGUGCCUGUCAAUGCAAUAGAAUCCUACUCCAAUGCGCUUUGCCUACAAGAAAAUCUCUUGCACAGCUAGUUUUGCAUACUAAUAAGUCUUGCAUAGUUCGUUUUGUUUUGGUAUGUUACAUUGAAAGUGGCUAAUAUUGCGUUGUUUCGAUCACAAUUCUCACAGUAGAGCGAAACAUUAAUAGUUCUAACUAAUGGGGAAAACUAUAGAAAGUUGAGUGAAGUUCAAUCUCUUGCUUUUCUGCGCGGGCUGAUAUUUAUUCUGUGUGGCAGGGCCGAGGGGAGCUGUGCACAGCUUUGAGGGAACUGUGGUCAUGAACUACUCUUAAAACAUAUACAUAGAACUUGUAUUAUUCAAAAACAGUAAAAUACUGUCAAAAAUGUGAAAAAUAUUCUGAUAUGAUAUUUUGGCCAUAUCGCCCAGCCCUAGAAGAGAUACAGCAAAGCUGUCAUCAAGGCAAAGGGUGGCUAUUUGAAGAAUCUCAAAUAUAUAAUAUAUUUUUAUUUGUUUUAACACUUUUUUGGUCACUACAUGAUUCCAAAUGUGUUAUUUCAUAGUUUUGAUGUCUUCACUAUUAUUCUACAAUGUAGAAAAUAGUAAAAAUUAAGAAAAACCCUUGAAUGAGUAGGUGUUCUAAAACGUUUGACUGGUAGUGUACAUGUAUAUGUGUUUUUUUCUAGGUCGCGUUAGCUAGCGCUAGUCAGCUGUACCUGCUCCAAAACUCUGGUAUUUUUCAUCCUAUAGCUUGUUCUCCAUUUUCUUUUUAAAUGGUGUUUUCAGCACUUUUAUUUCCAUGACUGAUCAAAACUCAUUUUCUCAUGCUCUCUCUUGUCUCUGCUGCAGACGUAUAGUGAGCAAUGUGUUUGGAACAUCAAAUCUCAAUAAAAUCGCAGUAUCAAAUCACAAUACAUAUCGUAUCGGCACCUAUGUUUUGUGAUAAUAUCGUAUUGUGAGGUCCAUGGCAAUUCCCAGCCCUAAUUGUAAACCUUUGAUUAAUUAUUUAGAUAUUGUUAUUAUUAUUGUCAUUAGACAUUAUUGGAUUGCUUUGCAAGAAAAUCAGUCUUCACUCUACAGGUUUUACUGUCUUUACCUUCAGUGUCUACAUCCAAUGUCUUGACUGGUCAUAGUAUGAAAGGCACUCAUAAAUCUCCCAACUCUUACUGGGUCUUGUUCAUUAGGGCACACCAUAGAAAAAAGUAUUUCAGUGUUUUUUGUUGGACGAAGUUGAGAUGGUAUCUCUGUUUCCCAUUUACAUUUACGUCAUUUAGCAGACGCUCUUAUCCAGAGCGACUUACAAAUUGGUGCAUUCACCUUAUAGCCAGUGGGAUAACCACUUUACAAUAUGUUUUUUCUUUUUUUUCUUUGGGGUGGGGUAAGGGGGGGUAGAAUAAUUACUUUAUCCUAUCCCAGGUAUUCCUUAAAGAGGUGGGGUUUCAAGUGUCUCCGUUUCAAAGCGUCUUCUUCCGUUGUGUGCCUACUAAACACGACCCUGUCCUCCUCUCUCAGGUACUGUACUCCCCGACACAAGGACUUUGACGACCUGGAGAGGAAAUACUGGAAGAACCUCACCUUUGUUUCGCCCAUCUACGGCGCUGAUGUCAGCGGCUCCAUCUACGACCCAGUAAGUAAGCUCAGGGACAGCCUAACCGUGCUAAUCACAUACAUGGGUUGUGUACAUAAGGGCACAUCGUAGCAAAACGUUCUGCAGCAGAAAAAGUAAAUGUGCAUUUUGUGUGGGACAAGUUCAGAAGUACCUCCCUGGUUUUGAAAAGUUGAAAUUAUAUACAGUUGAAGUCGGAAGUUUACAUACACUUAGGUUGGAGUCAUUAAAACUCGUUUUUCAACCACUCCACACAUUUCUUGUUAACAAACUAUAGUUUUGGCAAGUUGGUUAGGACAUCUACUUUGUGCAUGACACAAGUAAUUUUUCCAACAAUUGUUUACAGACAGAUUAUUUCACUUAUAAUUCACUGUAUCACAAUUCCAGUGGGUCAGAAGUUUACAUACACUAAGUUGACUGUGCCUUUUAAAUAGCUUGGAAAAUUCCAGAAAAUGAUGUCAUGGCUUUAGAAGCUUCUGAUAGGAUAAUCAUUUGAGUCAAUUGGAGGUGUACCUGUGGAUGUAUUUCAAGGCCUACCUUCAAACUCCGUGCCUCUUUGCUUGACAUCAUGGGAAAAUCAAAAGAAAUGAGCCAAGACCUCAGAAAAAAAUUGUAGACCUCCACAAGUCUGGUUCAUCCUUGGGAGCAAUUUCCAAACGCCUGAAGGUACCACGUUCAUCUGUACAAACAAUAGUACGCAAGUAUAAACACCAUGGGACCACGCACCGUCAUACCGCUCAGGGAAGGAGCCGCGUUCUGUCUCCUAGAGAUGAACGUACAUUGAUGCGAAAAGUGCAUAUCAAUCCCAGAACAACAGCAAAGGACCCUGUGAAGAUGCUGGAGGAAACAGGUACAAAAGUAUCUAUAUCCACAGUAAAAAUAGUCCUAUAUCGACAUAACCUGAAAGGCCGCUCAGCAAGGAAGAAGCCACUACUCCAAAAGCGCCAUAAAAAAGCCAGACUACGGUUUGCAACUGCACAUGGGGACAAAGAUCGUACUUUUUGGAGAAAUGUCCUCUGGACUGAUGAAACAAAAAUAGAACUGUUUGGCCAUAAUGACCAUCGUUAUGUUUGGAGGAAAAAGGGGACGGCUUGCAAGCCGAAGAACACCAUCCCAGCCGUGAAGCAUGGGGGUGGCAGCAUCAUGCUGUGGGGGUGCUUUGCUGCAGAAGGGACUGGUGCACUUCACAAAAUAGAUGGCAUCAUGAGGAAGAAAAAUUAUGUGGAUGUAUUGAAGCAACAUCUCAAGACAUCAGUCAGGAAGUUAAAGCUUGGUCACACAUGGGUCUUCCAAAUGGACAAUGACCUCAAGCAUACUUCCAAAGUUGUGGCAAAAUGGCUUAAGGACAACAAAGUCAAGGUUUUGGAGUGGCCAUCACAAAGCCCUGACCUCAAUCCUAUAGAAAAUGUGUGGGCAGAACUGAAAAAGCGUGUGCGAGCAAGGAGUCCUACAAACCUGACUCAGUUACACCAUCUCUGUCAGGAGGAAUGGGCCAAAAUUCACCCAACUUAUUGUGGGAAGCUUGUGGAAGGCUACCCGAACCGUUUGGCCCAAGUUAAACAAUUUAAAGUCAAUGCUACCAAAUACAAAUUGAGUGUAUGUAAACUUCUGACCCUCUGGGAAUGUGAUGAAAGAAAUAAAAGCUGAAAUAAAUCAUUCCCUCUACUAUUAUUCUGACAUUUCACAUUCUUAAAAUAAAGUGGUGAUCCUAACUGACCUAAGACAGGGACUUUUUACUAGGAUUAAUUGUCAGGAAUUUUGAAAAACUGAGUUUAAAUGUAUUUGGCUAAGGUGUAUGUAAACUUCCGACUUCAACUGUAGUUAUUACAUCAAAGUUACUUAAUAAACUUAUUUUGGGAUACGUUCAAGCAAGUUCCACUAGGGACAAGGUUACUAAAUUGUGUUGAAUUCCUUACUAAGGCCACGAGUACCAGAAUUUAGCAUUGUGUGCCAAUGGCCUAGGAGAUCCAUUCCAUCCAUUCUGACUAUUCCACUGAAUGGAAGUAUUUGAACUGAGUGUAUUUCUGCGAUAAAGAUGAACCACUGGUUUCUGUUCUCGUUAGAUCUGUGUAUUUUAUUUAUUUAGUUUUUUCCCCAACAUUUAUUUAGUUUUUCAAUCGAUAAAGGAUGUCUCUUAACUUGAGUCUAGCUUUCAAUCUGUGAGCUGCUCAGGGUUUUUGCGUGCAUCCUUUGUUGUUUGGCCUUAAUGCCAUCUGGUGGUUAACAUGUGUUAUUACAUGACCUUGAGAACUGCAAUACAGAACAAUGAGCCAGAUAUAUAAAUGUGAAGCAUCCGGUUGGCGUUUCCACUCACUACCAAAUAUGGUGAUGAGAGGAAGCCUAGUGGCCGGCAGUGGGAGAAGAAGGAGCGAGAUCGAUUUUGGCCAACAUUCUGCUAAUUUUCAUACAGUUUUCCGUUUCCAAAACUAGAAUCUGUAACAGAGUGGACUGCGUUUUGCAGACUUUACCCUUUGCCAAAGUUGUAAGAAAUUGCGUUGUUUGGAAGGAGUGCAAGGGCGAAUUGAGUUAUUGCACACGCGCAGUUUACAUAGUCGGCGUUCCCUGACGGAAAUAUGCAAAUUAAUGCUAGAACAUGCCAAUAGGAUCUCACUAAAGACUAACUGAAGUACAAAUGUAACAACAUGGUAACUCCAUGUAUGUAGGCAUUGGAUUGUUAAAUACAUAUUUAUAUAAUUGUUUUCUUACCUUAAAAAAAAAAGGUUUAGACUGUAAUCCACUUAGGGCUGACCCCAAUUAGUUGAUUAUUUGGUCGUUAGGCUGUUGAUCGACCAAGGUUGUUUUAGUCGAGCAGUAACAAAUAUAUAUAUUUGCGCCCAUCUCUGUGAACUAAUCCAUUGCCGGAGGCCUAGACUAAAAGCCAAUUAAUGCUUGAUUCGAAAAUGUGGUCUGAGGCUCCAUAUGGAGGGUGUGACGUAUUUGCGGAGCCUCCAGAGGCAUGCAGAGUUCAAAUUGAGCUCUGUACCACAUCGCCAUGCGGCUCCCAAAUUUUGUAACAAUGCGGAGGGCUCUGUAUAGCUCCGCAUUGACAUGAUUGGUUGAUGGUAGGUGGGGGCGGUUAAACACAAGCUCACUUCCUUGACAACAGCUCUUCACUGAUCCGCAAAGCGCAAGAAGUAUGAAUGCCCUGACUUCUGCUGAGGCCUUAUCAUCAUAAAUGCUGCAUGGCCAAUUCUGACGUCGGAUUGACCAUGCGCCCAGAUGCACAAUGCACUUCUCUCUCCAGAAUGUCUCUCUCCCGCCAAUUUGUGCAUAUUCAUUGUUUCAUAACUUAAUUGUGUGAAUUGUUUGCGUUUGAUUGUUAGUGUAUAUCAAUUCCCCAUUACAUAUGUCACCAGUAGUACAUUUACCGUUAAUUCCUAUAAUUUAUAAUGUUUGUUACUUUGGUUACGGUCAUUUCUUUUAAAGCAUUCAAUAUUAUUCCAGUCUUCCUGUUUUCAUUGUCGAAGUGGACACAUUGUGUGUAGAGUGCACAACUUAUGCUAUACUAAUGUUAGCUAGCUAGCUAACAGUACACUUUAAAUGAAAACAACUUUCUGUCAAAAUUAGAAACGUGUAACAUCUGAAAAUGUAGCUAGCUAGACUAUCUUACCCGUAGACAUGGAAUGGACGCUUCUCCCUGUCACGGAUGCCAUGGUUUCCCUUACUUAGUUUGAAGAUAUAAUCCGGAGACAGGUGUUUUCUCCAUCUCCUUAGCUAUCAUACUGUAAUUCCACUGGUUUCAAAACUCGGUCCUCCAGAAUGUGGAGAGCAACACUUAUGCAGUUCUACUACGUGAUAUAUAUUUUUUAAAGCCACGUUAGACAGGAUUACCUACACAUACUGACUAGCUCAAAUAGACAGAAGUGCGCUACAUGGCAGACCAAUCCGAAUUCAUCUCUCGGCAUGUCCAGCCCACUCAUUAUCUUAGCCAAUCAUGGCUAGCGGGAAGGUUGCUGUCUUUUUCUGUGGCUAAACCAUUACUAUUCGUAAUUUAACCAUUUAUUUCGUAUUUACAGAUGACAUACACGUUUGUUAUUAAAGCACAUGGAAGUUCACAUGUUCCAGAAGGCAUUUCUGCCAAAAAAAAAACACAUUUUGAUAAAAUAAAAAAAGUUUACGUUCAAAUGGCUCUCCUGUGAAGUAGUGACACGUGACAUACGCCUAGGUUCCUGAAACGAGUCACAUGUAUGGAAAAACACACGUUUAAACAUUUAGAGCAAUCGAUUGGUCGAAAGAACAGACGACUUUCGGUCGACCAAGUUUUUUUUUGUCGGGGACAGCCCUAAAUCCACUGUCACAUUUAAUUGGUAGCCAACAUGCUUGAAUCGGGUCACAGUAUUAAAUGGAUAGUUCACCAAAAAUGAUAAAAUGAAAUAUUUGGACAUGAAGCGAGAGGCUAAUAUCGGAACCAUUGACUUGCACAAAAUUUGUGCCACAAAUGCUAAAAAGUUAGCACUUGGAACAGUGGCCAGGUAAACAAAAUAAAAGCAUGGAUUGCUUUCAUACCUUGUCCAUAGACUACUUACAAGAAAUUGUCAUUUUUUAAAAUUUGGGUGAACUAUCCCUUUAACCUCCCUUUGUGUGGCUGUGUUUCCAGGAGAUCAGUGAGUGGAACAUCAGCCACCUGAACACGCUGCUGGACAUGGUGGAGCAGGAGUGUGGCAUCGUGAUCGAGGGGGUGAACACGCCCUACCUGUACUUUGGCAUGUGGAAGACCACCUUCGCCUGGCACACAGAGGACAUGGACCUCUACAGCAUCAACUACCUACACUUUGGAGAGCCCAAGUCAUGGUCAGUGGCUAGAUUUGUGUUUUUUUUUCACUUAAUGUGAGUCCCUGUUUGUGAGUUAAGGAGACUGGUCAUACAUGCAUUUGCGUACUUAAACAGGUGGCCACUGGAGGACACUCUAGACUUACAAAAAUGUUGUAAGGAGCCAGGUGGCUUCUGUAGUAUAAAGCGUCUUCAAUAUGAGCAACAUAUUGACUGGAAUUUGGUACUGUGUGUGUGUGUGUGUGUGUCAUUGUAUGAGUCUGUGAACACUUAUGGGAGAUUCUGGAGCGGCGCCUGAGACAGCAUUUUCCACCACCAUCAACAAAACACAGAAUGAUGGAAUUUCUAGUGGAAGAAUUGUGUCGCAUCCCUCCAAUAGAAUUGUAGGCCAAGGUGCAUUGAAGUGUUCUGGCUCAUGGUGGCCCAACGCCCUAUUAAGACACUUUAUGUUGGCGUUUCCUUUAUUUUGGCAGUUACCUGUAGCUCUAUAAAAUAUAGGUGUGUAUGUGUGUGUAUUUUUCUGUGAAUAUGAGUGUGUCUGUGUCCUACAAGCAAUGAAAUUGUCCAGGCCCAACCAUCCCAUCACUCGUCGCUAGGUAGCAGUAACGCUCUUCGAACACCGCUCUCGCUCUCUUUUCGCUCUCUCUGUGCCUGCCUCCCGCCCUCUCUCUUCCCAUCAUUUUCUAAUUCCUCCUCUUGUAAUACGACCGCCCGUCGAGACUCACUAUUCCCAAAGGCCUCACUCGGCAUCCAAUUCUAUUUCCUAACGUUUAUGGCUCUCCCAACACGAGUCGCAUAAAGAGCCUCUAUUUGCCGACACAUCUCCAUCACUUUCGCGGCCAUUUCACGUCAAAGCGAAUGGGAAAACCAGCACUACUGCAUAGGCCCUAUAGUAUCACACACUCAAGGGGUUCCUUCCAAAUGGCAACCUAAUCCCUAUAUAGUGCACUAGUUUGACCAGAGCCCUAUGGGGAAUAGGGUGCCAUUUGGGCCGGCCCAAAGACUUACAGCCACUCCCGGCUAAACGAGUUGCAAGGCGGCAAGGUAAUAACGGUAGACGAUAAGGGUAUCGACAGAACGCUAUUGGAGGGCAACGCUUCGUCAAAGUAACGGUGGUGACCUCACUGGGCGACCUUGGUAGGGGCUAUCCGGUAUAGGCGUCCGGCGCAGUGCCCGUCAUCUUUAGGCUGUGUCUGCAAGGUGAGAGCAUGUCUUUCUCUCUCCUUCAAUCUCUCUCCAGGGUCUCGCUGGGUGAC
Messenger RNA from Coregonus sp. 'balchen', 10781 nucleotides. The record is from the annotation of a GenBank genome assembly. Lineage: Eukaryota; Metazoa; Chordata; Actinopteri; Salmoniformes; Salmonidae.